Messenger RNA from Stomoxys calcitrans (stable fly), 2181 nucleotides. It is a transcript of the gene pcs, whose product is annotated as SH3 domain-binding protein 5 homolog. Bases 104 to 1864 code for a protein of 586 amino acids. NCBI's taxonomy places the organism in Eukaryota, Metazoa, Arthropoda, Insecta, Diptera, Muscidae. Gene Ontology annotation, biological process: negative regulation of protein tyrosine kinase activity; intracellular signal transduction. The record is from RefSeq and is a predicted model, not a curated record. Gene Ontology annotation, molecular function: protein kinase inhibitor activity. The transcript is spliced from 4 exons. Gene Ontology annotation, cellular component: cytoplasm.
GCAAACUAAAGGAAUACAAAUCGGAACAAGUUCAUCGGAACGCGUCUGAGCUGCAAAACAGCCGCCUCCAGUUAACGCCGAAGAUAAAAAUGUUUUGGACAAAAUGCUUGCAAAAGCCUUUCAGAGUAUGCGGAGAAAUCCAAAAUUUGUCUUAGCCCAACUUCCCGAGGCUUACAAACUUCCCAUGUUACGAGAAUGGAUAGCACGACGUUUCGGAAAGGUAUAUAGUCCAAAGGAUAGGCGUACCUCAUAUCGAUACUCGCUAAAAAUAUUCCAUGCUCUGGAUCGCAUGUCCUUCGAUUUUCCUACACCGACUGCUGACCGACUUGGCAACAAUCAAUUCGAAGACUAUAAUUGCAAAAAAUAUUUGGCAAAAAAGAUUGAAUUGGAAAAUCUGAAUUCAGCAACUGAUGAUAUCAACAAGUUGGAGAUCGAGUUGGAAGAGGCCAAUUCCACUUUUCGGAUAUUGCUAAAUGAAUCUACACGAAGACUAAAAUUGUCAUCAAAAAAGUUGGGAAACUGCAUUGAUAAGGCCAGACCCUACUAUGAAGCAUUAGAAAAAGCGAAAAUAGCCCAAAUUGAAUGUCAGAAAGCAGCAGUGAAAUUUCAAAGAGCAAAUGAAAUCCAUGCUGCAGCAAAAGAAACUGUGGCGUUGGCUGAACAACGCUUUAUGUCAAACUCUCAUGAAUGGCAAUUUGAUAAUGCUUGGCAAGAGAUGCUUAAUCAUGCCACGCAAAAAGUUAUGGAUGCGGAGAAGCAAAAGGCAGAGUGCCAUGCCGAACAUGAAAAACAUACCCGGAUUUUUCACGUAACAGAGCAAAAAGUUCAACAACUUGAAGAACGUUUUCGACGAAGUAUUCUGAAAUCACGUCCAUACUUUGAGGAGAAGCAAAUAUGCCAAGAUCAAUUACAAACCCAGAAAAAUCGUAUCGAAGAACUUCAAGUGCAAAUACAAACAGCCAAAAAUAAAUAUGCUACGGCCCUUCGUAAUUUAGAGCACAUUAGUGAUGAUAUCCACCGACAACGUGGGGACUAUCCACAAUUGCUGGGCACACCUCCACCAGGCCCUCGAGAACCAGGUGUGGGGGCUGAGUUAAACUCGCCUGUGAACGCUCAAAUGCCUCCACUGCCCGAUUUUCAUAUAGAACUUGGAAAAUGCGAUUAUCCUUCUAUUAGCGACAGUCAAGUAUCUUUGGGCGCUCAAUCACAAAAAUCUGAAAGCCUCCCAGGUUGCAGUGAAAAAGCACGCCAUUGUGACCAAAUCUCUCUAGCAACAGCGGCUUCUAUCGAUGAUUCGGAUUUAGAAAAUGAUGACGUUAUCAUAAAAUCUCACAACACAAACAAAUCUGGGAGGGAAUCCACCGAACAAAAUGUAGUCGCAGACUUUGCCGAUGACAACGAUCUCGAAACACUGAGACAGAAGGUAAAAUUUUUGGCUGUAAGGCCCAUCGAAGGUGGCGAUGGCCAGCGACAUGAUAUAAUGGGAACUUGGGAGCAUGAACUGAAUGCUACAGUAGAUAAACUCGACCAUUUACUAUUACUUAAAGAGUGUGCAAAACUGCAAGAAAUACAAAAGCCAUUCGAAAACAUAAUGACGAACAAAACGGUCCGCCCAGAUUCCGUUGGGGCAGAGAUAUUACACCCUCAAAAUCCCCUACAGAAAAUAUCUGAAUUGGAUUUGAACAGUCUGCCUAACACGCCAGAUCACGUGGCUAAACCCUUAAAGAAGUUACAUAAAUUAGAGCCUUUGCCUAUGGGCAACGUCUCUAUGAGAGAAUUACCGUUGUUAUCGCCACUUUCGAACGAAGUACUUCAUCAAAGCAUAAAUUCCACAAAACAACGUAGACGACGUUCCCUUGAGUAAAUGUCUACGACAUUUUCAAUCGAAAAUUCGCGAAACAAAUCCUUAGUUAUUUAUAAGUGAUUCCAGUUUUAAGUAGAUUACAGCAUUAUCGAUCAAUGUUAUAUGUACGUACAUAGUUAAACCUCCUCCUAUUCAAUUAUUAUAUAAUAAUAUUGUUAUAGGGUGAAGUUGUGGAUAUCGCAAACCAAUUGCCCGUUUAAGUAACUGCAAUAGUAUAUAGCACUAAGCUCCACACAAAAAUAAAAACCAGUAUUGCAGCUUUAAUAUAAUGCAAUGUUAAAAAAGUUUUAAUAAAGGCAAGUUCUUAUAAAGAUUUA